This is a messenger RNA of Sinocyclocheilus grahami, 2475 nucleotides long. Its product is annotated as THAP domain-containing protein 10-like. Gene Ontology annotation, cellular component: nucleus. NCBI's taxonomy places the organism in Eukaryota, Metazoa, Chordata, Actinopteri, Cypriniformes, Cyprinidae. The record is from RefSeq and is a predicted model, not a curated record. Gene Ontology annotation, molecular function: DNA-binding transcription factor activity; RNA polymerase II cis-regulatory region sequence-specific DNA binding. The transcript is spliced from 4 exons. The coding region runs from base 887 to 1504 and encodes 205 amino acids. Gene Ontology annotation, biological process: regulation of transcription by RNA polymerase II.
UUUUACACCAAACUGCUUCCUAAACGAGGGUCAGUACAAUGCAGGAUUUGCAUCAAAGCUGUUAAUCAAGGAUGGAUCAAUACCAACUCUGCGUGAUCACACCACUUCAUAUCUGAGAAGCACGAGUCGUAAACUCAGCCCUCUUCUGGAAAGGGGACGGGGAACAGCAGCUCGUUUGCAUUAAAAAAAACACACACACGAAAACUUCGUUUAUUUAGUUCUACCCAAAAGGGGCAUUUACGGCAAAACGGAACAGAAUAUCGAUGAGUCAUCCAGCACUACACGGGUUCUUGUCCAAUCAGAUGCUCUCUAGAAUGAGAAUGUCCCUCCCACUAAAUGGUCUCUCUUCUCUGCUCUAAUCAUGGUUCGUCGGUGUGUAUUUGGCUGUUCUAACGCACGCACUUUAUUUUGUUUCCCAACCACAAACUGGUUACGAAAAAAGUGGCUGGAAUUUAUACAUUUUGAAGAAGGGGCUAUUUGCGCCAGCUCGCGGCUUUGUGACAGGCACUUCUCUGACGAAUCCUUCACCAAUUUGGGGAUGGUUACUGCUGGGAUAACGUGCUACCUUACAUUAGCAAACACGGCCGUUCCCACUCUGUACACUGUAGGCGCUUCCCCUCCCGCACGAGUAAGUAUAGCGUUCUUCAGAAGCUUCUUAGACGUUGCAUUUCUUUCAUCAAACUGUAAUCACUAAGUCUUCGCCUUGGAAACAACCUUUCAUGUAUGCUAUGCUGGGUGACGUAGCGGCGUCAUGACGUAGGAAUCAUUUGAACCGGAUCUUUCGAGCCGAUUCCUUAAAAUGAACAGUUAAAAAAGAACCAGUUCGCGCCACAGAAAAGAGUCGGAUUGCCAAACACUGAACGAGCAUAGCAAGCGACGGACAGAUAUGGUGAAAAGGUGCGUUUUGGGUUGUUAUCCGCACAAAACCUUGUUUCCUUUCCCCAAGCUGCCGUGGUUGCGAGCCCGCUGGCUUGAAUUUUUACAUUUUGAGGAAGGAGGAAUAUCGGAGAGCUCGCGGUUGUGUGCGAAGCAUUUCGCCCCAGAAUGCUUCACAAAUUUACAACAGUACGACAUGGGCUUCACUGACUUUCUUAGCUUGAUAGAUAUGGCUGUUCCGACAAUAUACACCGUUGGUCCAGCACCGAGUGUGAAGCCAAUCACACGUGAGAUAGGCUGCCAGUGUAAUGCUCUGAUUCUGAAGAGCGUUGCGGUCCAAGCAGUACGCACCCAAAAAAAGCCAAAACGGAGAAGUAAAGCCAUUCAAGUGAGACCUCUUUUGAGUCAUUGUGCUAGUGUGUCCUGUUCCGAUGAGGAUUUUCCAGUCAAAUCUGAAUCUUCAUUUACAUUAACACCAAUUAAAAGGCCACGCAUGGAGGAUUCCCCUGAGAGGUCUACACACAGCUCAGAAGAAGCAACAGAUGACUCCAACUUGCCUAAUAUAAUUAAAGAUGACGACAUAAAGCUUGAGCCCUGUGAGUCUUCGUACAUCGUCGUCACCAUCUGAAUCCUCCAUUUCGUCAUCUGCAGAAAACAGAAUCUGACCAGCACAGGAGGAAGAGGGCAAAGAGAAAGACGGUGUUCAACUUAUCUUUUUAAAAAACAAACAGAUGAUACUGAAAACAUAUCAUCCUAAAAAGAGUAAUACACCUCGCAAACCUAAAUAAGUAGGUAAUAUUCUCUAUUACAUUCUGAUUGAGCUGCUUAUCCCCUUUACAAGUGAGAAAGAUGGACUAUAAUCACUUGACUAAAACAUCUGACAUGUCAACGAAUUAGUAUGACACAGAUAAAGCAUGGAUGGAAAUGCCACACUCGAGAUGACUGUUCUCUCACUGUCAAGUUCCCUCCUCAAAUGACUUGCCUUGUCUCAAAUCUAGCACAGGACAUACAUGUAUUCAAGAGAUGUUAUUGGCUCAAACAUUAUAUAAAUACAGAAAUAUUAGUAGCAUGUUAGUAAACCACAUACACUGUGUUCUAUUCAUCCUAAAAAAUUGUCUUCCACUGAAAAUCAAGUUUGACCAGAGUUCAUUACUGGAUGUUUUGUUAAUCAAAACAGUCUGUGCAGCCUUUUCUUUAAGGCCUACCUGCUUUGUUAGAUUGUAAACUCACUGACUGAUCAUGGUUAUACUCACUUCAGGUCAAGUGUUGGGAAAGAUUAAGGAGCGGCCAUGCAAAUAAUGGUCAUGCAUUUGUACUACGGAAAAAGGGGGAUGUAAAAGGGGAUGUCCCAUCUAGGACUUGGGUAGAGGGAUGAUUUUGAAUUUAACACUGUAGAUCAAAGGAAAGCCCAAACUAUAAAUUCUGCCAUUUAAAGCUGUUUGAGGAGCAAGAGGGUCUUGCCAAAGCAAGUCUGUUUAGAUUCAGAUCACAAAUGUUUAGACUUUGUUGAUUUUGAUAAGUGUUUUAUACAUUCCAUAAACUAAUAAAUGUUAUUUAUGUAAUCAUUUAUGAUUUUCUUUAAUGGAAAUAUGUUUUAUU